AUGCAGCGAGAAAGAACAAACAACUCGGCCGCGGCUGAAAAGCCUGACCGGGAGGCCGCCAUUAUGUCCAAAUACUACGACGGAGUUGAAUUUCCGUUCUGUGACGAGUUCUCCAAAUAUGAAAAACUUGCUAAAAUCGGACAAGGAACAUUUGGGGAGGUGUUUAAAGCAAAACACAGACAGACUGGAAAAAAGGUUGCACUCAAAAAAGUUUUAAUGGAAAAUGAAAAGGAAGGGUUCCCAAUCACUGCUCUGAGAGAAAUAAAGAUCCUCCAGCUUCUUAAACAUGAGAAUGUGGUAAAUUUGAUUGAGAUCUGCAGAACCAAAGCUACCCAGUAUAACCGAUACAAAGGCAGCAUCUAUCUGGUGUUUGACUUCUGUGAGCACGACCUAGCCGGGCUGCUGAGCAACACAAAUGUAAAGUUCACCCUGUCAGAGAUCAAGAAGGUCAUGCAAAUGUUGCUGAAUGGAUUAUACUAUAUCCACAGAAACAAGAUCCUUCACAGAGACAUGAAGGCAGCCAACGUGCUCAUCACCAGAGAUGGCGUCCUGAAACUGGCCGACUUUGGUUUGGCACGAGCGUUCAGCCUAGCCAAAAACAGCCAAGGGAACCGUUACACCAACCGUGUGGUCACACUGUGGUACCGACCUCCAGAGCUACUGCUGGGUGAACGAGACUACGGUCCUCCAAUUGACCUGUGGGGAGCAGGGUGCAUCAUGGCUGAGAUGUGGACGAGGAGUCCAAUCAUGCAAGGGAACACUGAGCAGCACCAGCUAACGCUAAUCAGCCAGCUUUGUGGCUCCAUCACUGCUGAGGUGUGGCCAGGUGUGGACAAAAAAUACGAGCUGUACCAGAAAAUGGAGCUCCCAAAGGGCCAAAAGAGGAAAGUGAAGGAUCGUCUCAAAGCUUACGUCAAAGACCAGUACGCUCUGGACUUGAUCGACAAGCUGCUGGUUCUGGACCCGGCCCAGCGCACAGACAGCGACGACGCGCUCAACCACGACUUUUUUUGGUCAGACCCGAUGCCGUCGGACCUGAAGAACAUGCUGUCUACCCACAACACGUCUAUGUUUGAAUAUCUGGCUCCUCCCCGGCGGAGAGGCCACAUGCCUCAACAACCAACCAACCAGAACAGAAACCCUGCCACCACCAGUCAGACUGAAUUUGACCGAGUGUUUUAG
Messenger RNA from Nerophis lumbriciformis (worm pipefish), 1182 nucleotides. NCBI's taxonomy places the organism in Eukaryota, Metazoa, Chordata, Actinopteri, Syngnathiformes, Syngnathidae. The record is from RefSeq and is a predicted model, not a curated record.